AUGCAGUCUUCACCGCCUGUGCGUGCAUCGGCUCAGUUUACUCCGGACAGACCGACGCAACUCACAACGCCGGAGAGACCGAAGAAGCUGCGUGCGAAGAACAUCUACGUUGGCACGGGCUCGUUGGACAGCCUGGACACCCCGGGCUUGGACAAGAAGUCCGGCGACAUCAGCCCGACCCAGAAGCCCAAGAGAAAACGCCGGAGCUCUGAGAACCCCAAACCGUUCAAGAGUCACGAUGAUGGCAGCCAGAACAAGAAGACGAAGACGAACGACGAAGCAGCGGAGCGUGCGAAGUGUCCUUCCCAAGACGAUCUCGGACACACUCCGAGUGAAGGAUGUGUUCAGGUGACUAUGAAAGCUUUGCACCACACGUUUCUUCUUCUCACUGGGAAAGGGCUUGACUUCUUCAUUCCGAAAUGGGCGCGACCGUCCAGAGACCUGUUCAAGGGCGAAAACAUGAUGAAAGCAGAGCUUGGAUCCAUCGACGAGAUGGGACUCCUGCGCUUCGAACCUUUGCAGGUGGCAGACGAAGAGGGGGUGCAGAACAAGUGCUUUCACUUCUUGCACAGUUACAUAGGAGUCAGAGGCGCGAUUUCCCCGGAGAUAUGCCACCCCAAGUGGAACUGCUGGAAGCGAGCUGUGAAACAUACUGGCAUGAAUUUUGACUUGAUGCGCCUCACCAUAGCGGCCAACUAUGGACAUGGGUCUAAGAUCACAGGCGAGCGUGUGACGAUGCGACAGGAGUACCUGGAGACGUGGUUAGGGAAACAAGAUGAGCAGUACUUCGAAGAGAUUUCUGAAGAAAUCAACCACGACCGUGGAGAGCGAGGCAUGACCAGCGAUGCUGUGCAAACGUCGAUCGCAGAGUUUUUGGAAGCCCCCCUGAUAAAGCGGCGUGCGCAUUACGCAAAGAACAAAAGCUGGUUCGGCUGCCUCACCUGCUUCAAGAUGCUCUUACGUGACUGGACGGUGUUGCGUGAAGCAGCUCGGGCUGUGGUGGUUGAGUCCGCCGGUAUGGCGCCUUGCCCUGAGAGCACCAGAGCCGAGAAUGGAAUGGCAGGGCUUGUGGGUGGGAUUCAUCACAUGAACUCACAGGGGUGUUGCGAAGCGUGGCACAGUUUGGGGUUCGGGCAGCGGCAGAUUUUGAAAUCGGCAGACGAGGAGGAGCUGCAAGCAGGCGCUGCAGUGGACGAGGCCGAGGACGUAGACGAAGCAGCAGAGGCAGAGGAAGCAGCGGAAGGUGCGCCAGAGAAGCAGAGCAAGUCGGAUUAUUAUGCUGCCUACAAGAGUAAGGGUCCGCACCAGAUGCAGCUGGAUAUACUAUCCGAUGACCGUCUGCGCUGCAGUGCAGAGAUCUUGUGCCGUGUUACCAGGCCAUUGCACAAGCUCUACCAAAGUGAUCUGCAAGCGCAGAAAGAGGGGCUGGAGAAAACUUUGCAAUGGAAUGCAGAGCGCUGUGUUGGAAGCAGUUUGGAAGCCUGCAACCAGAUCCUGACAACCACUUCGAACCCAGCAUUGUACAUGGCCAUGAAGAUGACGCCCCACUGCAACCCGUGUGCCACGCCCGACAUGCUGCCCGAGGAAAUGGAGCUAGCGCAAAAAGCUUUCAGUUUUGCAACCAACUUGGCAGGCAACUUUGCAUGGUCGGAAAUGCUUCACCAAUUUACGUUGCCGCUGGCUGCUGGCUCUCUGUUGCUGGCAGAUCGAGAGAAAGCCCAACGAGCACUUCACAGGAUUGGUGCUAUCAUUGAUGCCGUGGUCAAAGCGGAAGACAUGUUACGGACCAAGCCUGCAUUGGGGCAGUUGUUGCAAGACCUGGCCUUUCAAGAAGAGAGCCUCGCGCGCGAGGUCAUGAUCCGGUUGCGAAGAGCGAAGUACAAGCUUGACGAUCCUGAAGCCCAGACCGUGGUUCGACUCAUGCGAAGCUUUUUCGGGGGCAGCAGCUCCACCAAGGAGAUUUUGGAGAGCUGUUUCGGACAUUUGGCAGAUGUGGUUAGUCGGUCCAACAAGAACAAAUGCACCAGCAGAAUGGGGCUGUGGCUGUAUUGCACCAGCUCUGGUUUCAUCAAAUCAUCAGGAAUGAAGCAGCGCUUGCCAGACCGUUCGGAUUGGCUCAGAUGGCUUGAAAAGUUCGGGAGCGCGAAAGACGAGUGGAUGCAAAAAUUCAACACAGCAUUCAAUGUUGCCGCGACCGCCCUUCCCCAAGCGCAGGACAUGGAGUUUCCCAAGACAGCGGAGGGUGUAGUGAAGACAAAGUGGAGGCUGGCGGGGCCUCUAUCUCACUACAGGAGCGCGGCUGCCGCUUGCUACCUCCUCAAAGAGUCUGACAUUUUCAUGAUCUCGCUCGGAUUCGUUGGAUGGUGCGCGCUUGGCAUGAAGCUGCGGCGGCACAAAGUGGGCCAGCAGGAGUUCUUGUCCGUUGACCCCAACCAUCAGGGAGUGGAGAUGCUGUUCAAUUUUACAGUGUCCGCCGAAAGUUCUGCAUGGAUGUUUGUCGUGCAUGAGGUUCUCCCACCAGCUUGUGUCCCGGACUCCUUGCAUCAGUUGGGGUCCUGCAUACAUGUGAAGUCAAAGGAGGGGAUCCUGCGUGCAGCGGUUCUUCGCCAGCAGAGCAUGAAGUUGACGAAAGAUCAACUGGUCCAGAUAUGCACGUCCCUGCGAGUGCCUUUGCCAGACCCCAAAAAGGGGUCGGGCAAACGAGGAAACCGAAUCAAGAUCGACUUCGUACGAGCGCUUGUGCGCUAUCUUCUUCCGGACAGUCCGGACGAAGUGGAGGAGCGUGUGGCCGCUCUCAUGGGCAAGCAAGCAGCUCGCCUGGAUAUGGGCGUCUUGGCGAUGAUCAGCGAGAUGGACGUUGACAAUGCCGAUUCCUUUAAAGAGCUGAAGAAGCAGGCUAUGCAGCAGUUUGAGGAAGAGGUGUCCAAAACUGGUGAGAAGCGUGCGGUCAAGAGCAUGAAGGAUGCAGAGGCGCGUGCAGAAGCAGAACGGAAGGUAGCAGAGGCUGCCAAGAAGCGUGAGGAGAAGCAGGAACAGCAACAAGCUGCUGAACGCAAGAGGCAGUGGGAGUUGACGCCGCCCGAUCUCAAGAAGCUCCUGCCGGGGGGCGGUGCCAUUACUUCUACCUUCUGGAUGCGAUUCCAGCCCUUGCAGAAGUUUUGGAAGGUUGAAUACCCCAUCGGCUCUUUGACUGAUUACGAUUUCAAGUUUCAGAAUCCUUCCAGUGACCCGAUCGAGAAAGACAGUUGCCAGAGAAGCUGGGGUACGAAACGUUGUCCAGAUCAGCUUUCGGCACUUCGCGAAGUGUUGAGCUUCACAUACCGCAGAUGGAAUGCGCGCAACCCGCACAACAAAUUCGAGAUGCCAUCCGACGACAUCUUAAAGACCUACAUCGAGACCUUGCCUGCACCAAGCCGGCGCUGA
Molecule: messenger RNA, 3423 nt
Organism: Symbiodinium sp. CCMP2592
Lineage: Eukaryota; Dinophyceae; Suessiales; Symbiodiniaceae
Source: the annotation of a GenBank genome assembly